Molecule: messenger RNA, 734 nt
Organism: Galeopterus variegatus (Sunda flying lemur)
Lineage: Eukaryota; Metazoa; Chordata; Mammalia; Dermoptera; Cynocephalidae
Gene: EDN3
Product: endothelin 3
Exons: 5
Coding region: 27-695 (222 amino acids)
Biological process (GO): vein smooth muscle contraction; intracellular calcium ion homeostasis; regulation of vasoconstriction
Cellular component (GO): extracellular region
Molecular function (GO): endothelin B receptor binding; hormone activity
Source: RefSeq, a predicted model, not a curated record
GGUGCUCCCGCGCCUGAUCCGGGUUCAUGGAGCCGGGGCUGUGGCUCCUUUUCGGGCUCACAGUGACCUCCGCCGCAGGGUUGGUGCCUCAUCCCCAGCCUGGGGAUGCUGGCAGAACCGACAGAUCCCAGGGGCCGCCUGCAGCCCGAUCUGAGGGGGACUGGAACAACAGCAAAGAGACCGUGGCCGGCCCUGGUGAGGGGACUAUGGUCCCGACAGCAGCGCAGGGUGUAAGCCCUAGAAGUCCUGGGCAGGAGCAGGGACGAGGUCAGUCUGGGGUGCCGGUGGCCAAGGGGGGCCCUGCACACCACCGUGCGAGGCGCUGCACGUGCUUCACCUACAAGGACAAGGAGUGUGUCUACUAUUGCCACCUGGACAUCAUCUGGAUCAAUACUCCUGAACAGACUGUGCCCUAUGGACUGUCCAACUACAGAGGACGCUUCCGGGACAAGAGGUCCUUGGGACUGAUUUCGGGGAGCUGGAAGCCCUCGAAGGAGAAACACUUGCGCUGCGUGUGUGUGGGGAGAGACGACAAGGCCUGCGUGCGCUUCUGCUCCCAGACCCCAGAAGUCAGCAGUCAUUCAAGGACAGCAGGAAAGCCAGACAGCGGAGAGGAGGGGAAGGCCAGGGGUUCCGACAGAGGCCGGCGUCGCAGGAGGUUGAAGUCAAGGACAGACAAAGCAAGUAGGCUUUAGACCUGCAGCACCAGUGCUUCUGCCCAGCGGUGGACCUCA